Messenger RNA from Wallemia ichthyophaga EXF-994, 1269 nucleotides. Its product is annotated as PCI domain-containing protein. Gene Ontology annotation, biological process: poly(A)+ mRNA export from nucleus; post-transcriptional tethering of RNA polymerase II gene DNA at nuclear periphery; transcription elongation by RNA polymerase II. Gene Ontology annotation, cellular component: transcription export complex 2. The transcript has a single exon. Lineage: Eukaryota; Fungi; Basidiomycota; Wallemiomycetes; Wallemiales; Wallemiaceae. Gene Ontology annotation, molecular function: RNA binding; double-stranded DNA binding. The coding region runs from base 1 to 1269 and encodes 422 amino acids. The record is from RefSeq and is a predicted model, not a curated record.
AUGCAAAUUAUAAAAUCUGGAUUAGAGGCGCAUUUACAUAAUUUCCAUUUGGAUUUGAUAGCCGGUGCUUCCAUCACUCUUUGGCUGCCUUUUCAUGCUCUUGGUGGUGAUGCGGCACACGAGGAACACAACGCACACAACGCACACAACGCACACGACACUCGCAGCCUCACUGAGAGCGUACUCCACAAUACCCCCCACUCCGGCAACCGUGAUUGGGAAGCCUUCGUCGACGCCUACAUGGCCCUCCUACACUCCCACCCCGCGCAGACUUGGCCAGCCACAGCGCGGUGCUACACGACGCUAACGACUCUCUUUAUCCAGUGCACCAGCGCCGGCAGUACACAAACCACCCCUGCUCUCCGCCUCCUCACGACGUUCCUCCCGAGACUGGCAGUGCGCACCAGCCACGCAGCGGCGAGCCAAGCGGCGAGUCAGCUCAGUCGUGCGCUAGCAGUGACGAAUGUGAACAUAGCACAGCGACGCACACUCCUCGUACACAUCACCAACAUGCUCGCGUGGACCUAUUUCAAGCUGCACAGACUCCAUUCCCUCCCUACGGCCCUCAAAGCGGUUAUUCCAUUGGAGGUGGACGGCGCACAUGCUCUCAAUUCCAACUAUUCCCGCGCUGAUGUCACCACUUACCGCUAUUGGCGCGCUCGCUCUCUCCUCGCCGAGUGGAAGGUGGGCGCUGCGUUCACCCACCUCGAAGCGGCAUACAGGGGGUGUCUUAGUUCUGCACAGACACACUCACACGCUCGCUCUGUUUCAAACAGACGUCGCAUCGCCGCGUAUUGGCUGGUCACUGCUCUCAUCCAGCGCAGAUGCCCCACGUACACCCUCCUCCAGCGCAACGAGCUCGAGUGGCCGUUCGCGCAGCUGUUCGCGCACACGCGCAAGGGCGACGUGCGUCGUCUGUAUGCUGCGCUCAACCGCCCAGAUGUGCGCUCCUUCUUGAUCAAGAUGGGUGUAUAUACCAUGGUGCGGGAGAAGGUGGAGUGCGUUGCACACACAGCUCUGCUACGGCGCACACUCAGGCUUUACAUGCAGCUGAAAGGAACAGCCACUCCGAUUAUUCCCCUUGCCGUGUUCCUCAGAACCCUCCAGAUCGCUCAUCCAGACGAACCGUACACCCUCGACGUGGACGACGCGGAGGCUGUCGUCGUAUCUCUCAUCGAUCAGGGCCUCGUCGGCGCUAGCAUCCAGCAUAGCUCGCGCACGCUCGUCUUGGCCAAGAGCGACAACAGCGCGUUUCCGCGGGCGGUGUAG